CCAAUCAAAGCAAGAAGCUCAUUGUCAGCAGAGUAGCGGAAGGCAACUAAACAGAGAUGGGAAGCGAAGGCAGCAGCACAACCCCGAAUGGCAGCGGCGCCGCAGCCUGCGCGGUCUGCGGCGGCACGGCGGCGGUGUACUGUCCGGCUGACUCGGCGGCCCUCUGCGCACCCUGCGACGCGGCUAUCCACGCGGCGAACCCUCUGGCUUCCCGCCACGAGCGCGUGCCGCUUGCGGCCGCCAUGGUGGCAUCCUCCGGCGUGUACGACCUCUUUGCGGCUGACGAUGAAGGGGUGUCGUCCUGGCCGGGACAGGGGCUGGGGCAAGGCAGCCCCAACAGCAGCUCGUCCAGCUUCAGCAACUGCAGCGGUGCCGAGACGAGCCUUUUUCACCUUCUCUCCGACGUCGACCUCAUGGCUACCGGCGCCGCCGGUGGAAGUCUGUCGGAUGGCAUGCCAAUUCACGGGGCCGCCGCACCGUUGUGGCUGCAGCCCGGCAUCGCCGUUGAUGCCUCUACCUGGUCUUCGCCGUUGGAGUCCGCCGUGGUCGCGGCGGCGGCGGCAGCGGCGGACAGACGGGAGAGGGUCAGGCGGUACCGCGAGAAGCGCAAGAACCGCAAGUUCCAGAAGACCAUCCGGUACGCCUCCCGCAAGGCGUACGCCGAGGCGCGGCCAAGGAUCAAGGGCCGCUUCGUCAAGCGCACCGCCGGCUCAGACGACGACAGCACGAGCGCCACCGCCGAGGGGGCCAAAUUCUGGCUCUCCUUCUCCGACGACAGCGUUGUGUUCGACGCCCCGUCCUACGGAGUCGUGCCAAAUUUCUAGAAAGCUCUGGAAACAUCGGCGAACAAAGCCGUGGGACCUUUUAGGGAACGGUUAUGGUGCUCGAUCAAUCGUGGCAAUGUCGUCUGCUCAGCUUAAAACACAAUCAAGCAAAGGGCAGAUGCCAUGGCGCCAUGCUGCGAUCCUAGUGGCGCCAAUUGAUGCGCUGUCGUGUUCAUGUUCGUGUCGUGCCGUCGUGAAAAUCCGCCAUCGCUAUUUUUAACUGAUGAUGCGGGUUUUCGAUGGAUGGAGUGUAAUGUUUAUUUGAAUUAGGCGAUUAGUUAAUUUACUUCCGCA
Lolium rigidum is the source of this 1118-nucleotide messenger RNA. Its product is annotated as zinc finger protein CO3-like. Gene Ontology annotation, cellular component: nucleus. Gene Ontology annotation, biological process: regulation of photoperiodism, flowering; regulation of flower development. The transcript has a single exon. The coding region runs from base 57 to 824 and encodes 255 amino acids. NCBI's taxonomy places the organism in Eukaryota, Viridiplantae, Streptophyta, Magnoliopsida, Poales, Poaceae. Gene Ontology annotation, molecular function: protein binding; zinc ion binding. The record is from RefSeq and is a predicted model, not a curated record.